AUGUACAGAAGUGGUGAAGAAAUCAUCAAAGAUGGGGACUGGGAAUUUACUAGCGCUUACCCUUCGGCAGAGGAUUUGAAGAAACUAUCUCUCAAAGUCAGAGAUGAGAAAGUCAAAGUCCAAAGGCUUGCUGCGAUUGUAGUCACUACAAAGCUUCCGUUAGCUCUGUUCCAUCACUCCAUAAGUUAUUUCACUUCAACGCUAAUCGACCUGUUUCUGGCCAUGUUUGCUCUGGGAUUGGCCAUCGGUGUGACAAUUGCGGUCGGUAUUCUGGCUAUCUAUCAACUCCUAGCUAUUGGGAAAAAUCAGACGGGAAUUGAAUCGUGGAUUGUGGCCAAGGCCGAUCACUGGCGAUCUGACACUGGAGCAAAACCAUUCGUCUAUCCGUACGACUUAGGUCGAACGAAUAAUGUGUUACAGGUUUUGACGUGGUCUGGACGUGCGGUUGGUGAUGGUAUACACUGGCCGCUUCGUGACGGUUGUGGCGAAUACGACUUGACUGUACGUGUUAAUUUUUCUGAUGUCACUUCUGUGGAAAUGUUAGACAUUCUUGUGAUAAUCCGUCCUCCAUUGGUUUAUCCUGGAGUUAACGACUUGUAG
Messenger RNA from Echinostoma caproni, 600 nucleotides. NCBI's taxonomy places the organism in Eukaryota, Metazoa, Platyhelminthes, Trematoda, Plagiorchiida, Echinostomatidae. The record is from the annotation of a GenBank genome assembly.